Messenger RNA from Prorocentrum cordatum, 1445 nucleotides. Lineage: Eukaryota; Dinophyceae; Prorocentrales; Prorocentraceae. The record is from the annotation of a GenBank genome assembly.
CUCCAGAGGCAAUUCGGCUCCAGGUUCCUGUAAGUGGCAAAACUCGAGGUUUAUCCAGCCGCAGUCUUGGCAGCAAUCAUGGCGCCUAAGAAGAGGAAGGGGGCGGCUCCCGUUAAGGCCCCCCUGCCUGCGUACAGCAUCGCAGCACAAGACCUCGAGAGGGCGAAGCAACUUCUCAGCAACGAGGAGGAGCUGAAGCGUCAGCGCUCCAAUCUCUCGUAUUGGUUGGACUCUGUUGGGGCCAAGGACGCCUACUCGGCCAAGGGGACCGAAGAAAAGAAGGCCUUCCUCACGCAGUGGUUCGCUGACAAACUGGUGAAGCUCGAGGGCCAGAACAAACUUUCUACGAUUCGCACAGCUGGCACCUUGAAAAAGAAGGAGGAGGACUUCGAGUGGAUGUCUAAGGAAACGAUGAUCGCUCGCCUUGGAGCGCGGAAAGCGCAGAGUAAGAUCGACUCAAAUACUCUCAACCACAGGCCUGAUCCAGACACAAAGUUAGAUGGUGAAUUCGACCGAGAAUAUAAAGUGUUCUUCUCGAAGGGCGGCGAGAGCGAGUACCACGACGACAAGAAGGACUUGAGCAACGAGCAGGCGCUCGAUACCGAGCAGGCGGCGAAGGAGGCGAAAGAUCACUUCGACUCGAUCGUUGCUAAUACAGCAGGGUCUUCAGCUUCAGGCGGAGCCGUCGCGCCAGGGCCUGAGGCAAGCGUGCCGCCCGUCACGAUCAAGUCUGAGUUUGGCGAGUUCCAACACACGGUGGACGCCUUCAAGAAGGACCCGCGGAAGGUCUGCUCGACCACAGCCAGCAUGCUGACCGACCUCAAGAAGAUCUGGACCGAGUGCAAAAACAACAAGUACGCCACGGCAGUGCACGAGGACGCGCAGAAGCUCAUCCCGAAGGUGAAACAGGUCCAUGGGAUCAUGGAGGGUAUGAUUGUGCAGAGCAACAUGCAGGACGACCACAUCUUGGCGAUGGCGCAGAAGCUGGACCCCCUGUUCACACAGUUCAACGACCUCAACGAGUGGUACACUAGGAUCUCGGGCGCCCCUCCCAAGGCGAAGAAGGUCAGGAAGUUGUAGGUGAUUCGAGGCAUGAGCUGCCGCUGUGCCAUUCACGCUGGCGAUCAGACCAGCAAGGAGCGGGAAGGCGCCCGACAGGAUUCCUGACAGUCAUUAUCGCCAUGACGACGUCGAAUUUACUAUCUGCGAGUUGUUAUCUUGCGUUCGGCCUAACUUGUUCACGAGGGCUUGCUGCUGACGGUUUGUGAGGAGAUAACACUCCUUGUUUGAUUUAGUAGCAGGCUACUGGUCACGGGCCCUCGCUAGCGCAUGCAUGGCAGAAACGUUCCAAGGCGCCGAUGGGGAGGCAUUUGAUACCAGAUGACAAAAAAAACACAAAAAACAUCGGCGCAAUCAAGAUGGCCAUCGUCCACCGCACGAACACC